UUGGCCGGCGUCGGUCGUUAUGGUAGCUGGCGGCGCUGUGGCAAGUAAGUCGGCAGGGCGCGCCCUCUUUUUGUGGGGGGAAACCCGUGACUAGGCGGAGCUGGCGGUGUCGUCGCUGCGGUGAAGCGAGGAGCUACCUCCAGGUGAGGCGGCGGGGGCUCCCGCUGCUUUCUGUAACCCCGGCGGCCUUUUUAACGGUCCGCCUGCCAGGAAGUCCAAGGAAGUUGUCGCUCCGCGGUCGGAUUCUGAGCAGCAGACGCUUUCUUCAGUGACGUUUACUUAUAAGUAACCCCAUUGAACAUCUCUGGGCCUACUGUGCAGUAAAAAGUUGCAGCGUAAAUCUAGCCAGAUUUAUUGCCCAAUUCUUGGAAUGUCUGCUCUAGGAGUCAGUCUUCACUAAGUUAAUUACGAAUUACUCUCAGGUUUUGCAUUUCUGCUGUUAAGGAGAAAAUCUGUCUAUUGGAAACCUUAUGUGAACUUCCAGAUAAAGUUACAGAAUGGCGUCAGAAACUGAUUUGUCAAAUGAGAAGCUAAGUGCUCUGCUCAGACAGUCUCCAAGAGAAACUCUUCCAAUGACUGCCUCAGUACAGAAAAAUACCCUUGAAGCAGAUAAUGCAAUGGAAUCCUGGUUGCUGGACCAAAGCUUAUUAUCCCCUAUAGUUGCUGAAUAUGAUAAACAUCUGGAAGAAAUGAAUGAACAACUAAGAUACUGUCAGAUUCAGAUGAGGGAAAUGAGACAAAAACUUGAAGAAGUCAUCAAAGAAAAUGAAAGACUGCAUGAAGAACUGAAAGAGGCUAUUGAAAAGCAGCUGGACACUUUGCCAUCUGGCUCUUCUUUAGGGGAUGUCAUGACGAUGGAUGAAAACUUAAUAAAAAAUCUUCAAGAGCAGUUACAACUAGCAAAUAAAGAAAAAGAACAUGUACUAGAACUUUGGCAGACAGUAUCACAGGAAUUGGAGCGACUUCAGCAGAUAUACCAGGAGCAUAUGACAGAAGCACAAAUUCAUAUUGUGGAAAGGCAAAAACAAAAAGAUCAAUUGACAAGCUUUCAGCAACUAACGAAACAACUGCAUUUAGCCAAUGAAAAGACAGAGUCAACUAAUAAGGUAUUUCUGAAGACUGUAAUGGAACAGAAUGCAGAGCUGGAACUGCUACGAAAGCAACAGAGACAGUCCAAACUGAAUUUGAGAACAGCUGCUGCAAAGGUUGAAGAAAUGACCAGACUCAUUGAGGAUCUUAGGGCACAGAUGACCAGAAAGGAAGAAGAGAUCCUAGCUGCUCGGGAAAGAGAGGAAACAUCAGAUAGACACUUUCAGCAAUUACAAUCUAGCAUAAAACAGCUGGAGACAAGGCUUUGUGUAGCUGUUCAAGAUUCUAAACAACUAAGAACAGAAAGAACAAACCUAGAAAAACAAAUCCAGGAAUUGCAAUCAAAAUGCUCAAAUAUAGAAGGAGAAAAGUAUGAUGCUGUAGAAAAAGUUCGUCACACCUUGCAACUCUUAGAAGAAGCAAAUCUGCAAAAGAGUCAGGCUAUGGUAGCUGAGAAACAAAAAGAAGAGGAAAUUGAAAAUAUGAAGGAAGCAGUUUCUCAGUUGCUUCAAGAUGCUGCUUCAAGAACUAGAAAGGAAGUGGAAAAUGAAAGGAAAAGGUAUAAUAUACAGAUUUCCCGAUUAACAGAAGAACUAACAGCACUUCAAAUGGAAUGUGGUGAGAAACAGAGCCAAAUUGAGCGGGCUGUCAGAGAAAGGCGAGCUGUGGAAGAAGAAUUAGAGAAGAUAUACCGUGAAGGCAGAGGAAAUGAAGACGAUUAUAGAAAACUAGAUGAACUAUACCAAAGAUGUCUGAAUGCUGAACGUACAAAAGAUGAUCUUCAACUCAGCCUGCAAACAGCACAAAACAAAAUCAAACAACUGCAAAUGAACUAUGAGGAAGAGAUAGGCCAUUGUCGGGAAAUGAUCUACAAGUUGCAAAGUAUUCUGGACUCUGAAAGAGAGAACUGUGGCUCAGUCAGUGAAGAACGCUUAAAACUUCAACAGGAGAAUGAACAGUUUCAAAAAGAAAUGGAAGAAUUGAGAAAACUAGUCUUGGAGGUACAACAAGCUGCAAAAUUAAAGAUAAGCACAAUGGAAAAUGAACAUUUAAUAAAAGAGCAUGGAUUUGAAGCUCGACUGAAAGAGUUGGAAGAUGUGAAUCAAAAUUCCACAGCUGAGUUGAGACACUUGUUGAUAGCUCAACAGAAAGCAACUAACCGAUGGAAGGAGGAAACAAAGAAACUAACAGAAGUGUCAGAAGCCAGAAUAAAUAGUUUAAAAAGCGAGCUGAAUCGUCAAAAAAUUCACACCCAGGAGUUAGUUUGUCAGCUGGAAAGAGCAAAUGAAAAGGUUAUUGAGAGUGAAAAACUAAUGAAGGAACAACAAGAAAAAGUCGACAGGCUUCAAAGGCGACUUAGCCAAGCAGAAGAGAGGGCAGCUACAGCAUCUCAACAGCUCAGUGCAAUAACUAUGAAAAGAAAAAAAGCUGCCUCCUUGGUGGAGCUGGAAAAUAUUUUAAAGUAAUGUAUUGUUCUUUAUACAGUAUUGAGACAUUAGCAUCUGACAUGCAUGGUGCUGUGAUAUUUUGCAGAAAUUCUGUGUUGCUUGAACACAGAGAAGUAUUAUAGUUUUGCAUUCACAUUAAGCACUAGACCAACAAUUGGAAAAAAUAAUGUAUUGAAGCAAAGUCAGAGGAAAGUAUUUCGUCUCUUUCUCUGUGUAUAAAUAAAAAUACCAUGUACCAUGUUCCACAUUCAUGCUCUUAUAGUGAAAAUCUUUCUAUAAAUUUUCACCAACUUAGAAAAAGUUAACUGCUGGAUUAGAAACCUUAAUUGUAUGACUAAUUCAUCAAGUUAUGUAAUUUUCAUUGACAAUAAACCCAUUUUUCAAAUA
Molecule: messenger RNA, 2924 nt
Organism: Varanus komodoensis (Komodo dragon)
Lineage: Eukaryota; Metazoa; Chordata; Lepidosauria; Squamata; Varanidae
Gene: SCLT1
Product: sodium channel and clathrin linker 1
Exons: 23
Coding region: 498-2555 (685 amino acids)
Biological process (GO): clustering of voltage-gated sodium channels; cilium assembly
Cellular component (GO): centriole
Source: RefSeq, a predicted model, not a curated record